Messenger RNA from Suillus bovinus, 1067 nucleotides. RefSeq lists its product as uncharacterized. The transcript is spliced from 2 exons. Gene Ontology annotation, molecular function: carbohydrate binding; hydrolase activity, hydrolyzing O-glycosyl compounds. NCBI's taxonomy places the organism in Eukaryota, Fungi, Basidiomycota, Agaricomycetes, Boletales, Suillaceae. The coding region runs from base 131 to 913 and encodes 260 amino acids. Gene Ontology annotation, cellular component: extracellular region. Gene Ontology annotation, biological process: carbohydrate metabolic process. The record is from RefSeq and is a predicted model, not a curated record.
AGGCUCUCGGGUACCAAUAUGACGUCUCCUCUGUUCAGUAUAAAAGGACCUUGGAUUUUCGCAGUAACCUCAAUCAAUUCACAAUCAUCUCACAAUCAACCAACUCACAAUCAACUCUCACCAAAUAAUCAUGUACUCGAAAUUCAUCAGUGUCGCAUUCGUCCUCGCUGCCACUUUGGCUCCUACCGGUGCAGUGGUCUUCCCAAGGGCCAAUAUUGCUCGUGAUUCUGCUACUCCAUCUCCCACUAUCACGUCUACUGUUGUCCCUACUACUAUCGCCACAGUGCCCACCACUACGUCGUCGUCUUCCACCGGCACGACUUCCACUUCGCCUACGAUGUCCACCUCACCUACGACUUCUAUUACGCCCCCGCCCUCUACCCAUCCAACAAUCACCCCGUCCACUACCCUGGUUACGCCUACCACCUCCUUGACGCCCACAACCUCGCUGACGCCUAAACCUCCCACUACCACACCAACGCCCUCAGCGACUGUGACGCCCACCGUGACGCCAACCCAGACCGUCAAACCUUCUGGUCAGCCGAACAAGGGGCCGUCUCCAUCCGUGUCAUCUUUGUCGUGUGAUGGCUUCCAGCCAUGGCAGGCUAAUCUCGCAUACAGCGCAGGCGCUCAGGUUAUCUUUAACAACCAAUUGUGGACCGCUAGUCAAUGGAGCUAUAACAACAACCCAGAGUCUGCCGCUGGCGCAUGGACUUUGAAUGGGCCUUGCAACCAACCGAUCAGCAACAAAGUCGAUUGCACCGGAAUUCCUGCUUGGAACAAGGCCACUGCUUACUCCGGGGGUUCCAAAGUAACCUUCAAUGGUCAUCUCUGGAUUUCUACGCAGUGGACUCAGAGCAACAGUCCUGGUGACACUUCUGGAACUUGGAAGGAUUUGGGGGCUUGCAACUAAUACAAUAAUUUGGACAAUUUAGACAUUUAUGACAUUCAUACGAAGGACUUUGCAUCAUGGACAUUGCUUUGUUACUAGGACUAUUUUAUGGACUUGAUUAGAUUUCUUGUAUUUUCGCUAUGAAUCAAUUGCUUUAACUCCAAUUAUUUUUUUU